Molecule: messenger RNA, 1534 nt
Organism: Tribolium madens (black flour beetle)
Lineage: Eukaryota; Metazoa; Arthropoda; Insecta; Coleoptera; Tenebrionidae
Product: spliceosome-associated protein CWC27 homolog
Exons: 6
Coding region: 137-1489 (450 amino acids)
Biological process (GO): protein folding; protein peptidyl-prolyl isomerization
Cellular component (GO): catalytic step 2 spliceosome
Molecular function (GO): peptidyl-prolyl cis-trans isomerase activity
Source: RefSeq, a predicted model, not a curated record
AAGCAGAAAUUUAAAUUGUGAUUAAGGUGACUUAAUGUGGCACUUUAAACACAACGUCCCAACUUAACCUCAUUCUUAUUCUGUUUGACAUUUGUCAAAAUAAAAACAUUCUAAAGUUGUUUGCUUUACAUUUAACAUGAGUAGUGUUUAUAUUUUGGAGCCCCCAACUUCGGGAAAGGUCUUAUUAAAAACAACGGUUGGUGACAUAGACGUUGAAUUGUGGGCAAAAGAAACUCCAAAAACUUGUCGCAACUUUAUCCAAUUAUGUCUUGAGGGCUAUUACGACAACACCAUAUUUCACAGAGUUGUUAAGGGUUUUAUAGCUCAAGGAGGUGAUCCAAAUGGUGAUGGAACUGGAGGAGAGUCUAUCUACGGGGAACCCUUUAAGGAUGAGUUUCAUCAAAGAUUGCGAUUUACACGACGAGGGUUGUUGGCAAUGGCAAAUGGAGGAAAGGACGACAAUAGCUCUCAGUUUUUUUUCACACUGGGGGCUACUCCUGAAUUGCAAGACAAACAUACAAUUUUUGGAAAAAUUACAGGAGACACUAUUUAUAAUAUGCUCAAACUUGAAGAAGGGUUAAUAAGAGAUGAAAGGCCUAUUUACCCUCAUAAAAUUAUAAAAACUGAAGUUUUAAACAAUCCUUUUGCUGAUAUUCAACCCAGGCUUAAGGAAGUUGAGGUGAAAGAAAAGAAAAAGAAAGAGAAGAAGCCUGGAGUCAAAAAUUUUAAGUUAUUAUCGUUUGGAGAAGAGGCUGAGGAAGACGAGGAAGAAUCAACAAGAGUGAAUGAGAAAUUGGUGGGUAAAGGCAAAUCUACACAUGAUGUAUUAGAUGAUCCUAAAUUGAGUUCUAAAACGGAAGAAGUGGAAGAGGAAGAUAAUGAUGACGUGGAAGAAGUUAACCCAGAAGAACAGUUAGAGAACAUCAGGAAGAAGCUAAAAAGAGAGCACAAGAAGCCUGUUCCUAUUUCUACAACCACAGCUGAACCAAUAGAUACUUAUGAGUCAUAUUUGGAAGAAGAGAAACGAGAGAAAAAGAAAAAACAAUAUGAGGAAAUUCAAAAAGAAAUCCAAAACGUUAAAAAGGAGUAUCAUAAAAAUAAGUUGAAGAAGAAGGAAGAGGAUAAAAUUGCAACUGAGAAGAAGAUUGAAGAAGAUAAAACAAUACAAGAGUAUAAAGAUGAAUUUGAUAAAUAUAAAAAUAAAAAAGAUGCCUUACCCAAAAAGGGAGCAGGAAGAGAACAAUUUACAUUGAAUUUGUUAGAAAAGUUUAAAAAGAAAUUGCAAUCUAUGAAAGACGGAGAAGAGAAUGAAGAAGAAAAUGAAGAAGAACAAGCAUGGCUGAAGCAUAGAUUGUGCUUUCAAGACAAGAAUCCAGUAUUGGCUAAAGACGCCAAUAGAAAGGAUGAUGAUUGGUUUGAAAUUUAUGAUCCUAGAAAUGCUUUGAAUAAGAGACGACGUGGAGAAACUGUAGAGAAAUUUAAGAAAUGAUUAUGUAGUUUUCUAUAUUUAUAAAUAAAAAUGUUUGAUUUUACA